GAUAUAUAGCCAUCGAAGUUUGGUUCAGUGUAGGGUCCUGGCGAACUGUAUGGAAAUGGAAUUUUGAAAGUCUCAUUCUUUUAUAAUAUAAAAUAGAGACUAGAUGCUGAUUAUUUUAGCUUUAUUAUUACCAAGCGGCGGCCAUGAACGAUAAAUUCAACAACUGCAAACACAAGCGGCAGUAUUGGGUAACUACAACUGCGGAAAUGAAAGAAAUCUGGCCUGAACUGCCGCAUACCUAUGCACACGUCCAAAAACGGUACGACAACUCUUUUACCACCUACAAGCGGGAGAAACAGGAACAUUCCGGCACCGGAACUGAACCGUCUGAAUGGCCGUUCUUCGAAUUGUUUGACUCGGUUUUGCAUUACCGCAAAGACGUCAGCUUGGAAAAUACACAUGGACGAAAACGGUCGUUUAAGGAAAGCAUACGCGACAUUAUUCCGGCAAACCGCGGAGCGUCGGGAUUGCCGGAAACGGACGACAUAUCCGCUAUGUGCGGGUAUGACCCUGUCAUUGAACAGGAAGAACGGGAGGCAGCAACCGCACCCUGGCGCAUUAAAUCUACGCCACCAGAAAAGAAACGCCGACCGGAUGUUCGUGCACAGUUGAUGGGUAAGCUGGAAGCUCAAUCAGAAAAAUCGGAUGAAAGAAUUGCUUCGCUGCGACUACUGCGAGCGGAAGAUCGCGAGGAGCGCGCACAAGCAAACGCCGUGGUGAUCGAGAAGUGCAAGGAAAACCGGGAGACAAGUGAAAAUCUGAUGAACAAAAUUGAUCAGUGGUUAAAGAUUGGCGGUUUUAGUAUUGAUAGUGAGUAGUUUUACAAAACGUUUUCAUGCAUGAGCAUAUUUUAAGCGCGCUACAACUACACUUAACAUUUGAUCACAAAAACAUUUAUUGAGUUCUUGUUGGUUGUU
Molecule: messenger RNA, 917 nt
Organism: Paramacrobiotus metropolitanus
Lineage: Eukaryota; Metazoa; Tardigrada; Eutardigrada; Parachela; Macrobiotidae
Exons: 3
Coding region: 144-818 (224 amino acids)
Source: RefSeq, a predicted model, not a curated record